UUUAUAAAUAUGUCUCAAACCAAGCUGAAACCCUGAAAAAUAAGUAACUAUAGCUGUAUUGAGUAUAGCCAUACUAAACACUAUGAGCAGCCAAUCCAAUAUGGAUGAUACCACCCCCAAGAUUGAACUUCCAGGCUUCAGAUUCCAUCCUACCGAGGAAGAACUCCUCAAUUUUUACCUCAGAAACAUGAUCUAUGGCAAGAAGUUGGGUUAUGAUAUAAUUGGAUUUCUCAACAUCUAUCACCAUGAUCCCUGGGACUUGCCUGGAUUGUCAAAGAUUGGAGAGAGGGAGUGGUAUUUCUUUGUGCCUAGAGACAGGAAGCAUGGCAAUGGAGGGAGGCCUAACAGGACUACUGAAAAUGGGUUCUGGAAAGCCACUGGUUCUGACCGGAAAAUUGUGAGCUUAUCUGAUCCAAAGCGGAUAAUUGGCCUGAAAAAGACUCUUGUUUUCUAUAAGGGGAGAGCGCCACGAGGAAGCAAGACUGAUUGGGUCAUGAACGAGUAUCGUCUCCCAGAUGGUUGCUCCUUGCCUAAGGACAUAGUUCUGUGCAAGAUAUACAGGAAGGCAACAUCCUUGAAAGUCCUGGAGCAAAGGGCAGCACUGGAGGAAGAGUUGAAGGCAAUGAACAACACAUCUCCUUCAUCUCCACUGUCAUCCUUGGAGGCCAUCUCUCACAGCAGCCCAAAAGAAGAAUUGGUGCCAUCAAUUUCUGUACCCCAAGUGGUCUUCAAGAAAGAAAUUGAAGAAGAAGAUACGAUGGAAGAGAAAAGAUCAGAUGGAAUAGCAAAGGAGAAAAAAAUUUCUUCAGCAUCUCUGCAUUUGCCAUUAGGCAAGGAAAUUUUGCCAGAGCUUCAACUACCCAAAAUGCUCAGUGACUGGACCCAGGAUCAAUUUUGGACUCAAUUAAACAGUCCUUGGUUCCAAAAUCUGACACCCUAUGCCAACAUCUUGAAUUUCUAGUGCCUAAUUUACUAUGCAGAGCUAUAUCUAGACUGACUAGCCUGAGAGGAUCACCAACGUUUUAAAAGCUUCAAGCUUUGGAAGCCUUUGCUGUUUCUGUCAAUGAAAAAAUUUGCCCAAAUGUUUACAUCUAAUUUGCUUGGUCUAAGUUUGGAUGUUCACUUGUUUUAAUGGAAAAUUGGAAAUUUCAUGACAAGCAAAAUAAAAACAACUUAGUCGCUAACUUGCUAUAACUGAGAUGGUAGAUGAACCUUGAAAAAUUGGUUCAUGGGCAAGCCUACGUAACACUGUCUUUCGUUUCAGUACAAAAAGGCCGAAGGGAAUGGAGAAGGGAAGGAUAGGCCGGAGCUGCUCAGUCGAGCAUGACAGAACCCAACUCGUCAGCCCUACUUUCCU
Durio zibethinus is the source of this 1357-nucleotide messenger RNA. Its product is annotated as NAC domain-containing protein 6-like. The record is from RefSeq and is a predicted model, not a curated record. NCBI's taxonomy places the organism in Eukaryota, Viridiplantae, Streptophyta, Magnoliopsida, Malvales, Malvaceae. Gene Ontology annotation, molecular function: DNA binding. Gene Ontology annotation, biological process: regulation of DNA-templated transcription.